Messenger RNA from Zootoca vivipara (common lizard), 3478 nucleotides. NCBI's taxonomy places the organism in Eukaryota, Metazoa, Chordata, Lepidosauria, Squamata, Lacertidae. The record is from RefSeq and is a predicted model, not a curated record.
AGAGUCAUCGUAGAAAGACAACAGAGAUGGUCUUCGUCUCAGAGCCGAAAAAGGGAGGAGGGAGGGGGGACGGCUUCCGGUAGAGCGGGAGGCGCAUGCGGGCACCCGGGGACUGGUCCCUCCAGAGCGAGGCUCGGUGUGUGCCGAGUGGAAAGUCGGGUUUCUCAGUCAGUCAGUCAGUGGAGAAGGGAGCGAGCUGGGGCUGCGGGCGGCCACGCAACUUCCGCUUCUUCACCCGUCACCGCAGCCCGAGACUAACUAACUGACUGACUGACCGCCCGUGGGCGGCUGGGGAGGGAGAGCAAUAACCUGAAAGACUCGAGUGGCUGCGUUGUGUGGAGAGGAGGCGCCGCCGCCGCCGUUGUUGCUACUGCUGUCUCCGCAGGCCCGGCCGGACCGGGACGGCGCCAGGAGAACGACGUGGGGGACCCGGCAGGAACCGGACCGGCACCCGUAGCCUGAGAGCGGCCGCGCCGAGCUCCAUGAAUGGAAAUCAGCAGCGCAGGACCCGUUGGGGCUCAGCCCCUGCUGAUGGUGCCCAGACGACCUGGCUAUGGCACCAUGGGCAAACCCAUUAAACUGCUGGCCAACUGCUUCCAAGUUGAAAUCCCAAAGAUUGACGUCUACCUCUAUGAGGUAGAUAUUAAGCCAGAUAAGUGUCCUCGGAGGGUGAACAGGGAGGUGGUAGAUUCAAUGGUGCAGCAUUUUAAAGUGACAAUAUUUGGGGACCGCAGACCUGUUUAUGAUGGUAAAAGAAGCCUUUAUACAGCCAAUCCGCUCCCCGUUGCAACAACUGGGGUUGAUUUAGAUGUAACAUUGCCUGGAGAAGGUGGUAAAGAUCGUCCCUUCAAGGUGUCAAUAAAGUUUGUUUCCCGGGUGAGCUGGCACUUGCUGCAUGAGGUUCUGACAGGACGAACCUUGCCUGAACCUCUGGAAUUAGACAAGCCAAUCAGCACUAACCCUGUUCAUGCUGUCGAUGUGGUGCUACGACAUUUACCCUCCAUGAAGUAUACACCUGUAGGCCGCUCCUUUUUCUCUGCUCCAGAAGGCUAUGAUCAUCCCUUGGGAGGUGGCAGGGAAGUAUGGUUUGGAUUCCAUCAGUCUGUUCGACCUGCAAUGUGGAAAAUGAUGCUAAAUAUUGAUGUUUCUGCCACUGCCUUCUACAAAGCACAACCUGUAAUUCAGUUUAUGUGUGAAGUUCUCGAUAUUCACAACAUUGACGAACAGCCACGACCUCUGACUGAUUCUCACCGGGUAAAGUUCACCAAAGAGAUAAAGGGUCUGAAGGUUGAAGUGACUCACUGUGGAACAAUGAGACGAAAGUACCGUGUCUGUAACGUUACACGGAGACCUGCCAGUCAUCAAACUUUCCCAUUGCAGUUAGAAAACGGUCAGACUGUGGAGAGAACAGUAGCACAGUACUUCAGAGAAAAGUACAACCUGCAGCUGAAAUAUCCUCAUCUUCCUUGUCUACAAGUGGGACAGGAGCAGAAACACACCUAUCUGCCUCUUGAAGUUUGUAACAUCGUGGCAGGCCAGCGAUGUAUCAAGAAACUAACAGACAAUCAAACAUCAACCAUGAUAAAAGCAACAGCAAGAUCUGCCCCAGAUAGACAAGAAGAAAUAAGCAGACUGGUGAGAAGUGCUAAUUAUGAUGCAGACCCAUUUGUUCAGGAAUUUCAGUUUAAAGUCCGUGAUGAGAUGGCUCAUGUAACAGGGCGUGUGCUUCCAGCUCCCAUGUUGCAGUACGGAGGGCGGAAUCGAACAGUUGCAACACCAAGUCAUGGUGUGUGGGAUAUGCGGGGAAAACAGUUUCAUACUGGUGUGGAAAUCAAGAUGUGGGCAAUUGCUUGCUUUGCAACACAGAGACAAUGUCGUGAAGAAAUAUUGAAGGGUUUUACAGAUCAGCUGCGCAAAAUUUCCAAGGAUGCAGGAAUGCCAAUCCAAGGUCAACCAUGCUUCUGUAAAUAUGCACAAGGUGCCGACAGUGUGGAGCCUAUGUUCCGACACCUUAAAAACACAUAUUCUGGGCUCCAGCUCAUCAUAGUCAUCCUACCAGGGAAAACACCAGUGUAUGCCGAGGUGAAGCGUGUGGGGGACACACUUUUGGGGAUGGCCACACAGUGUGUUCAAGUCAAGAAUGUCAUAAAAACAUCUCCUCAAACCCUCUCUAACUUGUGCCUAAAGAUUAACGUAAAACUGGGAGGAAUCAACAACAUCCUUGUACCUCAUCAACGACCUUCUGUGUUCCAACAACCAGUGAUUUUCUUGGGAGCAGAUGUUACUCAUCCACCUGCUGGGGAUGGAAAGAAGCCAUCUAUUGCUGCUGUUGUAGGUAGUAUGGAUGCCCAUCCAAGCAGGUACUGUGCCACAGUGAGAGUUCAAAAACCCCGCCAGGAGAUCAUCCAAGACUUGGCCUCCAUGGUUCGAGAACUUCUCAUCCAGUUCUACAAGUCAACACGCUUCAAACCGACACGAAUAAUCUUCUAUCGUGAUGGGGUGUCAGAAGGGCAGUUUCGACAGGUGUUGUAUUAUGAGCUGCUAGCAAUUAGAGAGGCCUGUAUCAGUCUCGAAAAGGAUUACCAGCCUGGCAUAACAUAUAUUGUUGUUCAGAAGAGGCAUCAUACAAGGCUGUUUUGUGCUGAUCGGACAGAAAGGGUUGGAAGAAGUGGGAACAUCCCAGCUGGAACAACUGUAGAUACGGAUAUCACACAUCCUUAUGAAUUUGAUUUUUACCUCUGUAGCCAUGCAGGAAUACAGGGUACCAGCCGUCCCUCACAUUAUCAUGUAUUGUGGGAUGAUAACUGUUUUACUGCAGACGAACUUCAGCUGCUAACUUACCAGCUCUGCCACACCUACGUGCGCUGUACACGAUCCGUGUCUAUACCUGCACCAGCGUAUUAUGCUCACUUGGUGGCAUUUAGAGCAAGAUAUCACCUUGUAGACAAAGAACAUGACAGUGCUGAAGGAAGCCAUGUUUCAGGACAGAGCAAUGGGAGAGAUCCCCAAGCCCUUGCGAAGGCUGUACAGAUUCACCAAGACACCUUACGCACCAUGUACUUUGCUUAGCUAUAAAAAAAAAUAUCAGUGAGACCAGAGCCUAUUCACAAAAGGAAGAACUGCAGAAUUUAGCCACAUACAGUGUAUGUUUAAAGAAGGGUCAGUUCAUUGGGGAGGGGGAUACCUCUGCUACUGCUGAAACUGAUCCUGUGGGAGGGGGCACGGGCCUUAUCCUUGUUUUGACGCAAGGAAGAUUGUUUACUUCACCGAGAACACGGCACUUAUUAUGCAAUAUGAAACCAGCCAACUGCUUUUGAAGCAGCCUCCAAUGGGAAGUGCUGUCGUCAUCGUUGUUGUCUUUUCCUUUGUGUGUGUUUUUUUCUUGUAGUCUAACCCUUUUUUAUGCCUUUACCUCAAGUUGCUCAGCAGCACAACUCUUUCUGCAAAAAAGAAACAAUUAUUAUGGUAUUAAAACUUU